This is a messenger RNA of Ornithorhynchus anatinus (platypus), 6019 nucleotides long. It is a transcript of the gene ADGRA2, whose product is annotated as adhesion G protein-coupled receptor A2. Gene Ontology annotation, molecular function: G protein-coupled receptor activity; protein binding. The record is from RefSeq and is a predicted model, not a curated record. Lineage: Eukaryota; Metazoa; Chordata; Mammalia; Monotremata; Ornithorhynchidae. Bases 1 to 4083 code for a protein of 1360 amino acids. Gene Ontology annotation, cellular component: plasma membrane; Wnt signalosome. The transcript has 19 exons. Gene Ontology annotation, biological process: G protein-coupled receptor signaling pathway; sprouting angiogenesis; cell surface receptor signaling pathway.
AUGGGCAGCGGGGGCGGCAGGAUGCCCUCGCCGCCCGGCCUGCGGCUCCUCCUCCUCCUGCAGCCGGUCCUGCUCCUGGCCCUGCAGCCCGCCGCCGCCCGCCGAUGCCCGCCCAACAUCCGCAGCUGCAAGUGCGCGGGGGAGCGGCCCAAGGGGCUCGCCGCGGGACCGGCAGGAGCAGGAGGAGCAGGAGGAGGAGGAGGAGGAGGAGCAGGGGGCGUCCCCCCCAGCCCCACCCGCCGCAGGGUGGUCUGCACCGGCGGGGACCUCCCGGAGCCGCCCGACCCCGCACUCCUGCCCAACGGCACCGUCACCCUGCUCCUGGGCAACAACAAGAUCGUGGGCCUGAGGAACGGCUCCUUCCGUGGGCUGCAUGCGCUGGAGAAGCUGGACUUGAAAAACAACCUCAUCAGCACAGUACAGCCUGGAGCCUUUCUGGGACUGGGGGAAUUAAAACGUCUAGACCUCUCCAACAACCGGAUUGGCUGCCUCUCCUCUGCCAUCUUCCAGGGACUCUCCAGCCUCCUCCGUCUAAACAUGUCCGGGAACAUCUUCUCUAGCCUGCAGGCUGGGGUGUUUGAUGAACUGACUUCCUUGAAGGUUGUGGACUUUGGCACGGAGUAUCUGACCUGUGACUGCCGCCUGCGCUGGGCCUUGCCCUGGGCCCGCAACCACUCGGUGCAACUGUCGGAGCGGACCCUGUGCGCCUAUCCCAGUCCCCUGCAUGGCCAAGCCCUGCGCGGCCUCCGGGAUGCCCAGCUCCGCUGUGUGGGCGCCCCGGAGCUGCACACUCACCACCUGAUCCCCUCGCUGCGCCAGGUGGUGUUCCAGGGAGAUCGCCUGCCCUUCCAGUGCACCGCCAGCUACCUGGGCCGUGGCACCCGCAUCCGCUGGUACCACAACCGGAUGCCCGUGGAGGGUGAUGAACGGGCGGGCAUUAUCCUGGAGGAGAGCCUGGUUCACGACUGCACCUUCAUCACCAGUGAGCUGAUCCUGUCCAACAUCCACGUGUGGGCUUCCGGGGAGUGGGAGUGUUCUGUGUCCACCGCCCAAGGGAAUGCCAGCAAGAGCGUGGAGAUUGUAGUGCUGGAGACUUCGGCUUCCUACUGCCCUGCCGAGCGAGUCGCCAACAACCGGGGAGACUUCAGGUGGCCCCGCACCCUGGCGGGCAUCACCGCCUACCAGUCCUGUCUCCAGUACCCUUUCACCUCCGUGCCCCUCAGCGGGGGCGCUCCGGGCACCAGGGCCUCCCGCCGCUGCGGCCGUGCCGGCCGCUGGGAACCAGGAGACUACUCCCAUUGUCUGUACACCAACGACAUCACCCGGGUGCUCUACACCUUUGUCCUGAUGCCCAUCAAUGCUUCCAACGCACUGACCCUGGCGCACCAAUUGAGGGUGUACACUGCCGAGGCAGCUGGCUUCUCUGACAUGAUGGACAUUGUCUACGUGGCUCAGAUGAUUCGUAAAUUCCUGGGCUACGUAGACCAGAUCAAGGAGCUCGUGGAGGUGAUGGUGGACAUGGCCAGCAACCUAAUGCUGGCGGAUGAACACCUGCUGUGGCUGGCCCAGAGAGAGGACAAGGCCUGCAGCGGCAUCGUGGGGGCUCUGGAGCGCAUCGGGGGGGCCGCCCUCAGCCCCCACGCUCAGCAUAUCUCUGUGAACUCACGGAACGUGGCUCUGGAAGCAUACCUCAUCAAACCCCACAGCUACGUGGGCCUCAGCUGCACGGCCUUCCAGCGACGAGAGGGAGGAGGGGGCCUGGGGCCCCGGCCAGGGUCCCCCAUCCAGGACCCCCGGCCAGACCCCGAGCCCCCCUCCGACCAGCAGCUCCGCUUCCGCUGCACCACCGGACGGCCUAACGUCUCUCUGGCAGCCUUUCACGUCAAGAACAGCGUGGCCCUGGCCUCAAUCCAGCUGCCCCCGAGUCUGUUCUCAGCCCCGCCGGCCGCCCUGGCCCCUCCAGUCCUCCCAGACUGCACCCUACAGCUGCUCGUCUUCCGCAACGGACGCCUCUUCCGAAGCCACGGUAACACCUCCCGCCCUGGAGCUUCGGGGCCGGGCAAGAGGCGUGGAGUCGCCACCCCAGUGAUCUUCGCGGGAACCAGUGGCUGUGGGGUAGGGAAUCUCACAGAGCCAGUGGCUGUCUCCCUGCGGCACUGGGCGCAAGGGGCUGAUCCCGUAGCAGCUUCCUGGAGCACGGAGGGCCCGGGAGGGCCGGGAGGACCGGGAGGCUGGAGCUCUGAGGGCUGCCAGCUCCGCUUCAGCCAACCCAACGUCAGCUCCUUGCACUGCCAACACCUGGGCAAUGUUGCUGUGCUCAUGGAGCUGAGCGCUUUUCCGCAGGAGGCGGGGGGUGCGGGAGCAGGGCUGCACCCUGUCAUCUACCCCUGCACAGCCCUGCUGCUGCUCUGCCUCUUCUCCACCAUCAUCACCUACAUCCUCAACCACAGCUCCAUCCACGUCUCCCGGAAGGGCUGGCAUAUGCUGCUUAACCUCUGCUUCCACAUGGCCAUGACCUCGGCCGUCUUCGCAGGUGGCAUCACCCUCACCAACUACCUGAUCAUCUGCCAGGCCGUGGGCAUCACCCUGCACUACUCCUCGCUGUCCACGCUGCUCUGGAUGGGGGUGAAGGCCCGCGUGCUCUACAAGGAGCUCACCUGGAGGGGGCCACCCCCCCAGGACGGGGGGGACCUCGGCCCUCCUGCCCCACGCCCCAUGCUCCGGUUCUACCUGAUCGCUGGGGGCAUUCCGCUCAUCAUCUGUGGCAUCACGGCUGCUGUCAACAUCCACAAUUACAGGGACCACAGCCCCUACUGCUGGCUGGUGUGGCGUCCAAGCCUGGGGGCCUUCUACGUGCCAGUGGCCUUGAUCCUGCUCGUAACCUGGAUCUACUUCCUCUGUGCCGGACUGAGCUUGCGAAGGGACCGGGGGCAAGGCCCCAAGGGGGUCCCCUGCGGGUCCUCACUAGAGCCAGGUGAAGAGCUCCCGGCCCGGCUCCGGCCCGGCGGCCCCCUCUUAAGUGACUCGGGCUCCCUGUCGGCAGCCAGGGGGCUGGGGGGGACUUCGUCGGGUGCUCGAGGGACCGGGGAUGGCGUCUACUCUCCUGGGGCCCAGCUGGGGGCCCUGGUGACCACCCAUUUCCUUUAUCUGGCCCUGUGGACCUGUGGAGCUCUGGCCGUGUCCCAGGACUGGCUGCCCCAGGUAGUGUGCAGCUGUCUGUACGGGGUGGCCGCCGCUGCCUUGGGCCUCUUCGUCUUCACCCACCACUGCGCCCGGCGCCAAGACGUCCGGGCCUCCUGGCACGCCUGCUGCCCCUCCCCGCGCGGGCCGCCCCACCCUCUGCCCGUCCCCCCCGAGGAGAGCUCCCCGGCCUUCGGGGAGCGAUCCCCCUCCCUCAAGUCUUCCCCGGCCGGCAGCAGCAGCGGGGGCGGCCACGCCUCGCACCUAGGCCCCUGCAAACUCACCAACCUGCAGGUGGCCCAGAGCCAGGUGUCUGAGGGUGGCACGGCCUCUCGGGGGGAGGAGCCCGAGCCUCCCGCCCCCCGCGUCCCCACCUCCCGCCACCCCAACAAUCUCCACCCCGGGCGCCGGGCGCACAAGAGCCGGUGCAAGGGGCAGCGAGGCGGAGAGGGGGGAAGCAAACACCGGCCGAAGGCCCCGAGGGCAGGGGUGGCGGGGGCGGCUCCGGCCUCGGAGCCACCGCCGUCCAGUGAGAGCGGCAGCCUGCGCAACAGCCCCUCCGAGAGCUAUCCCAGCAGCAACUGCAACAGCCCGGGGACCAGCCCGCGGGACGGGGAGCCCGGCCCCACGCCCUCAGAGGGCAGCGACGCCAGCGGGCCCCCGGGCCGCCCCGAGCCCGGGAGGGCGGCCCAGCGCCGCAGCGCCAGCCGGGACAACCUCAAAGGAGGGGCGGGGGGAGGCCUGGAAAAGGAGAGCAAGCGCCGUUCGUACCCUCUCAACACCGCCAGCCAGAACGGGGGCCUGAAGGGCGGCAAGUAUGACGACAUCAAUCUGGCCGCUGUGGAGGGGGCGGGCGGCAGCUGCAUGAAGACGGGCCUCUGGAAGAGCGAGACCACGGUCUAGAUCUGAGGGUGGGGGGACGAGCCACAGGAGGGCCUCUGCCCCCCACUACCGGAGUCUGGGGAGAACAGGGAGCCCUAGCUGCCCCACACGAGGUUAACCACACUGGGGCCGGGAGCUGGCCGACGGUAGCCACCUCCACCCCUCCACCUGCCCCGCUAAUGGACGGGUGCCAGCUAAUGGACACUGCUCCUUGUCCUGCCUGUUCUCUGUGAGGGAGGGCGGGGGAUGGGGGCACUGGCUGGGACACUGCAGAGAGGAAGUGACAAUCGUUGGAAUUCAUGCAGCUUACACAUUAUCUCUUCUAGACCUGUCAACCCAGGCCUGGCCCAAGUGCCUAGACACCAUCCAGGGGGAGAAUGCUUAUUUUCCCCUCUAGGCAGCAAUGCCCCACCCCACGACACUACACACACACACACAAAAAAAAAAAUCAGCAAAGGGCAGUCUCUGGGACCCAAAUCCCAAGGCUCCUUCACUCUCACUUAGGCAUUUUUCCCACUGGAGCCUAGAACACAGAUGAAAGAGGACAAAGGGGUCCUCUCAAGCCCCUCUGUUGUCACUGGAGACAAUCGGAUCACUUUCCACGAGCCAAACCCCCGAUCACUUCAGCUCUGGGAGCAGCUCUGGGUUAGGAAGAGGCCAGAGUCGGGUUGGGAUUGAGCUCUAUGCUAAGACUGCUGCUCCAGAAGCAGACUAGGCAAAGGGGGAGCGUGGGAUUCCUGAGGAGACAAGACAACCUUGGGGAGAGGAGGAUGGGGCAGGGAGAGUGGGGCACGUCUGAACUUUCUGCAACCAAAGAGGGAACCAGGGGGUCACCAAGGGGGGAAGGCCCCUGAUUUGUAGCUCGACGUGGACUCGAACUUCUCGAGACACGGACCAAUGGAACCCUUUAAACUCUUCCUGAGGCAGAACGCCUGAUCCUGCCAGGCAGCUAGGAGAGGAGGCGGGGAGGGCUUGGGAUGGGCAUCUGAACUGUCCUCACCCAAGGAGAGUGAGUCUAAAGCCAGCAAACCCCUGAGCUGAAGUGGUGGGACUGGGGAAAGCACUUACUUCCCAAUUCCAAAGCCCAGCCCACUCUCUCAGCAAAGGACAGAAACUCCUGACAUUAGCUGUGGCGUCUCCCCUGGGGACAGCGGUGAGGGAGAGGCGGCGGGGGUAGGGUGCGGUGGGGCUGGGGCGUGGGGGGCGGGUUAGGAGCAUUCCUUGCCUCUCCUGAAGACAGAGAGCAAGCCGCCCGUUGCUGUCAGAGUCACCACCCGGGAAGCCAUUCCUCUCACAGCCGAACCCCGGUGCCCCAAAACGACCCUAUCACCCGCUAAUCCCGUCCAGCGUGAGACUGAACCCCAUCCUUUCCCAAGGCAGUACAUCCACAGCACUUAAAGGGGACCUAACAUUCUCUCUCGGGGCCACGCUGCACAGCUGGGGCCCACGCCUUCACUCUUCUUCUGCUCCCAGUACUUACUCAUCUUUUCCCAGUCUGGAAGGUGGCUAUCGGUCCUAGGUUCCAGGACAGCUACGAGAGGGGGAAAGCUUCCACGUUAAGCCCGGGAGGCGAGAGCAACCCAAAGUCCUGCCUUCUCCUCAGGGUGGGCCACCCCAGGUUCAUCCCUAAGAGAAGAGAAGGUUGUGGAGAGAGGAAGGAGACACGACCCCGUUGCUUAGGGCAUGCUCUGUUAUAUAUGCUUGCUGCACGGUGACAGUAUUAGAGAAAGGAAAAAAAGCUUUGUAUUAUUCUUCCACAUAUGCUGACCGCUGUUUACAUACCUUGCCAAUGCCUUAGCACUGGAGAGCUUUUUGCAAUAUACUGGGGAAGGACAAGGGGGGAGGAGGGAAUGAAAGGUGCCAAAGAAACGUGUUUUUCAAACUCGGGUUUUAUACAGAAUGUUUUCUAGCAGAUGCCUCUUGUUUAAUAUAUUAAAGAUUCGCCAAGUCCCCUCAA